Archocentrus centrarchus (flier cichlid) is the source of this 1907-nucleotide messenger RNA. RefSeq names its product cannabinoid receptor interacting protein 1a (gene cnrip1a). The transcript has 3 exons. Bases 71 to 559 code for a protein of 162 amino acids. Gene Ontology annotation, cellular component: plasma membrane. Gene Ontology annotation, biological process: negative regulation of signaling receptor activity. The record is from RefSeq and is a predicted model, not a curated record. Lineage: Eukaryota; Metazoa; Chordata; Actinopteri; Cichliformes; Cichlidae. Gene Ontology annotation, molecular function: type 1 cannabinoid receptor binding.
UGGUCCUUUCUCAGCAUCCUCAUCAUCCAUUCGCUUCCCCCUCCGUGAGCUCGGGACCGACAGCGGAGUCAUGGACGACGUCCCCUCGAUCAUCAACAUCUCCAUCGCCCUGCGGAUCCAGCCCAACGAGGGCCCGGUCUUCUUCAAGGUGGACGGGACCCGGUUCGGCCAGAGCCGGACCAUUAAGCUGCUCACGGGCUCCAAGUACAAGAUCGAGGUGGUGAUGAAGCCUGGAAACGUCGAAGCCACCAACAUGAACAUCGGGGGCAUCGUUUUCCCGCUGGAGCAACAGUCCAGGGAUGAGGAUUCGGUGGUUUACUACGGUCAGUACGACACCGAGGGCGUCCCCCACACCAAGAGUGGAGACCGGCAGCCUGUCCAAGUCAGCAUAGAGUUUAACAAGGCGGGCUCGUUUGAGACGGUGUGGCAGGUCAAAUACUACAACUACUACAAGAGGGAGCACUGCCAGUUCGGCAACAAGUUCAGCAGCAUCGACUACGAGUGCAAGCCCAACGAGACGCGGACCCUGAUGUGGAUCAACAAGGAGUCCUUCAACUGACUCCACCCAGCGAGCGCCGAUCGGAGGACCUCAGUCGCACAAGACCGGGACUGCCUUUGAACAUCAGUGUCACAGUAACACACGGCGCCUCCUGAAGGCGGGCGUCCGGUCGGCGGCGGUCUGCUGUUUGUGUUCUUUGCCAUGCUGCUCUGCGUGAGGGCGGGUUUCACCUUUAAAGCUGCAUUCAACAGAGUGAAUUUAGCUUCUCAGCUGCUUUCAGAAGUUCAACACCAAAUGAAAGCAAAAUGACAGCAAACAAUCGGACUGAAAGAGAGGGGCACUCCCUUCCUGUGUGGGUGUCUUCCUUUCAUCAACCUGAACAUGAAUUUCUUCUUGAAAAGUUGCAGCUUUAAAGCAAAGUUAGAGGAACAACCAGACGGUUUGUGAUCCGAAGAAGGUUGAUGCUCGUUUCAAGUCUGUGUGCCCGGUCCAGAUUCAGAGCUGAGCUUCCACUUUCUCCAGGACUCAGACACUCAGUAGUUUGCAGCUGCAAUCACAAUAGUCAUGUUUUAACUGCUGAUCCACGUCUCCUGAAAUUCCCACCAGUUUGUGUUCAGGAGGCACAGACAGGCGUGGGCCUGUUUGCAGCUCAUUUGCUCAGCUGUGAUGGAGCUAGGCCAGCAGGUUCGCCCUGCUCCUAGUCUAGGCUAAACACCUUCUGUACUCGAUGCACAGACUUGAAAGACGUCUCCAUCUUCUCUUCGGUCUCUGGAAAACUCUUCUGACUGUUCCUUUAACACUGAAACCGCUCAGACUGAAGAGCAGCGUGGGAAACACCUGAACUAUUUUAUCUUAUGUGUUACCUGCGUGAAGGUCUGAGAGAAGAGAGGGCAGAUGAGAUGAUGAACAUCACCGUAAAUGUUCUUAAAUUUCUUAUGUCUCAUUUUUUGUGUUAUUUAAAGGAGAAUUCCUCCUUAAACGGUCUGUAUGCUGCAGUUUUCGGUUCAGUCAUUUCCAGCAGCAGAAACGAGUUUCACCGGUCUGAGUGCUGGUCCUUCACAAUAAAAGCUCGAGGGACACUUUCUGGAGCGUCCACGUGGACUAUUUCCAGCGGCGGAGUAAUCCUUUGAGCCUUGAAACCCCUCUGAGGAGGCGAGUGCUUCAGUUUUCUCAUUCAGACUCUGUGCUUUUUCUCGCCGGCUGUAAGUGCUUCACUUUUUGUUUGUGCUGCUGAAUAUUUUUCUGGUUUCUCUCCAAGUGCAUGACUGGAUUCUUUUUUUUUUGCCAAAUACGAUCUGUCUGUUUGUUCCUUUGUUAAGAUGUCUCGAUGCCUGAAACUUGCUGUUUUGUUACGUCUUGAACUGAGGAGUAUAAAGUGUGUCUGUGAAUAAACUGCUAUACAGAACCA